AUGGCUCGUGGGCAUCAAAAAGCUCAAUCACAACAAAAAAACUUGAAAAAACAAGAAGCUUUAAAAAAACAAGCUGGUUCUGAUCAAAAAACUGCAGCAUUAAAAGCUUUAAAGCACAAAUGUACGGUUUGUAUGGCUAUGAUGCCUGAUCCAAAAACAUACAAAGAACAUUUUGUCUCCCGACACCCAAAAGCUGACCUUCCUCCAGAACUUGUUGAUGUUGCUUUGUGA
Messenger RNA from Strongyloides ratti, 231 nucleotides. Its product is annotated as Zinc finger protein 706. Lineage: Eukaryota; Metazoa; Nematoda; Chromadorea; Rhabditida; Strongyloididae. The record is from RefSeq and is a predicted model, not a curated record. Bases 1 to 231 code for a protein of 76 amino acids. The transcript has a single exon.